This is a messenger RNA of Sitodiplosis mosellana (orange wheat blossom midge), 1870 nucleotides long. RefSeq lists its product as uncharacterized. The coding region runs from base 1 to 1608 and encodes 535 amino acids. The transcript has 2 exons. Gene Ontology annotation, molecular function: protein binding. Lineage: Eukaryota; Metazoa; Arthropoda; Insecta; Diptera; Cecidomyiidae. The record is from RefSeq and is a predicted model, not a curated record.
AUGUUUAUAGUCGGAAACGUCAAUGCAAAAUCUCCAGUAUCCAGUUUCACUCUACAUUCAUUCGAUAAAUUAAAGCAUUCAAGUUCAUUAGUUUUCCUUAAAAACCAUUGUCUUUGCAACCAAGAUACUAUCUAUUUGCAACAGAAACUGAGUGCAAUAUCAGUUGUCAGAAAGAAUAUCAGCAUUUUUUAUAUAUCGAGAAACCAAAGACGAAACUGGUAUAGCAGAAUGAAAAUCACCAAUUUGAAUAUUGACUGUCUCGAGCGAAUACUGGACUAUUUGGAGUUUCAAGAUUUGAUUAAUGCGGCCGCCUCAAAUAAACGCAUAAAUCAUGCAGCCAAAUUCAUUUUCGAUGCACGAAAAUAUAAUGAAUCGAAGCUGUGUUUCAAAGUUUUUUUACCUGUUUCGAAUUCAACGAACCAAGUGGUUAUAGUGGUACGUGAAGGGCAUGCGCCACCAUUUCUAAUAUCCCCAAAGCGCAUUGAAAUUCACGAACUGAAAAUGGCCCUACGAUUGGUGCGCUGCUUCGGAGAUAUGUUGAACAAGGUCGAGUUAAUAUUUCAAGGCCUGAAUCAUGAUCAGUACAUUGCAUUCUACAUUGGUGAAUUUUGCGCUGAGUCAAUAACUAAAAUUGGUUUGUCACAAGUUCCAGCUGGUGGUUUGGAUCAUUUUAAGAAACGUUUCACCAAAAUUGAAAAAGUUCGCUUCGACACUUAUCCAUGUCAGCCUAAAGUGGCCACCGGUUUUUGGAUCAAUCGAUUGUUUCCAAAAAUGAGAAAGUUAAAAGUGUCGAGCAUACAUACAUGUGCCACUUUGUUUGAAAACGGAGAUACCGUAAAUCAUUUGCCUUGUUUGGAACAUUUAAUUAUAAGAAAAGAAAUUAUCAGUCGUGAUGAAUGCGUUUGUCGUGAAAAUAUAAUUAACACAUUGAAAUUAAAUCCACAGUUAAAAAAAUUGCAAGUAAAAUGCAACCAUUGCUCAGUAAAUCAAAUGCUUAAUGGGAAUUUUUUUCGAAACGUUGAAGAUAGCUUGCAAAAUCUUGAAAGUCUCGAAUUUACAAUGGAUAUCAAUACAUUUUUACAUAACUUCAAGUCACAAGCGAUACAAUUGAAAAACGUUAAAUAUCUACACGUUGAGCACGAUUUUCCUUCAGCGGUUGAAACAUUUAAUUUCCCAUUUCUGUUUAGGAGUCUUGAAACGCUGCGCUGUGUCACGGAAUUCAUCGAAUAUUGCCAUAGUUUCAUCGAAAAACAUCCGAAAAUAUCGACAUUAUAUUUGACAACGUCUAUUUUAGGAUUGGAUCAAGAUGUGAAUAUCGACCGAUUCAAGGAGAUAUUUCCAUCAGUGACACGGGUUGAAUGUGAUAAAUUACGUUUUGUUCUGGCUCUUGGCAGAUCAUUGAAAAAUUUUACCUUGCAUCUGAAUGAUGUAGCUCCAAUGCAUUCAGUACUUGAGUCGGUUCAAAGUCAUUUUAAUGAAGAUUGGACGCUAUCCAUUGACAAGAAACACAAUUUUUAUACGGGUAAUAACGUAGUGCCAUCGUCUUACUGUAUCACCGGCGUGAAGAUUCCCAUACUCAAGGGUUUCGAACACUUAGAAGAGCAGUAGUUGAACAUAAACUGGGUCACCUUAUGUCGACAUCAUUGUGUUAGCGAGACAACAUCAAUCAUAAAUUUGCUAGAAAACAUUUCAAUAUUUUCAAUAAAUUUAGUUAAUCGUUUUCUUAAAUAAAGCACUUAUAAAUCAUCAUCGGAAUAUCAUUAUCUUUUCUUUUCUCUUUUGAAGCAAUUAUUUUAUGUGUUUUAUUUUCAACUACUUUUACUUUCAACUCGGAAAAUGUAUUCAUGAAAUAAAAGUAUGGAUUCAGAAA